This is a messenger RNA of Notodromas monacha, 1029 nucleotides long. The record is from the annotation of a GenBank genome assembly. NCBI's taxonomy places the organism in Eukaryota, Metazoa, Arthropoda, Ostracoda, Podocopida, Cyprididae.
AUGCAACUGCUCUGCAAAGAGACACAAGACGUGUUGCCUGAUGGCUUUGCCUGCCCAACAAACAACACCCUGGAGCUGAACGGCGUCCAGAUCAUCCACCCUCUGUACGCCCACCCUCUGGACUGCCAGCGGUUCUACGUGUGCCUCAACGGCAAAGACCCGCGUGAGAACUCCUGCCCGGACCUCACCGUGUUCAACGACUACUCCAUGAAGUGCGACGAUCCCGCCAACGUGCCUGGAUGUGAGAACUGGUUCGAGUCCGACGCCAAUGCCGAGACUCCGGCCAAGUCGCAACGAAGGCGUUGAAACCGCAUUCAAAUCCCGUCAUCACGCCUGUAGUUGAAACGUCUUUUUGCCUAUUUCACUUGGCGGAAGAAUAAGAGACCGAAGAAGAGAACAAGCAUAAGGCUACAACAACAAAAAGCAGACAUGGGUUCUUCUUCAUCUUCUUCAAAGCCGAGCAGUUUUAUUUUUUCGUCAUUAUUCCUAAUCCGGCAUUCAGGCAUAUACAUACAUUCCUUCUCCGGACCCUGAAGAUGAUUUCGGCAUGCAGAAAUGAGGCGUUCAAGGUUGAGAGACCUUGGCCUUGUGAUGCGAUGAAGGCCUCAUUCAUCAGGAUGACCUCUGCAAAUCCGUUUUUUUUUUCAAGAUCUCCGGUGACCGGCUUUUCCGACUCUUUUUUGCGAUACCAGGCAGGAAAAAAACAAAACAAAGAAAAAUGGAUGAGAUUUUUUUUUCGACACAAGCUGUGAGAACAUGAGAGAGAUACUUUUUUUUCGAGGAAACCUUGAGAAAUGAACAAAAUUAACGUUGUUUCAAAGUUUUUUUUGUCCUGAUCGAAUGAGAAAAAGGGUGUGUUGUUGUUUUGGUAUAUUGAGCCAAAUUUCGAUGUAUGAUGUUUGUAAUGAAAAUCGUGGGAGAGGGGGAACUUUUUUUUUUCCGAGAGGAUGAAGAAUAUCGCGCUGUACACCAUCAACAUUCUUUCGUGCAGCGAGAUCGAAAUACAUGAGACCAUGAACCUCCUGAAAA